This is a messenger RNA of Selaginella moellendorffii, 2415 nucleotides long. RefSeq names its product nascent polypeptide-associated complex subunit alpha, muscle-specific form. Lineage: Eukaryota; Viridiplantae; Streptophyta; Lycopodiopsida; Selaginellales; Selaginellaceae. The coding region runs from base 10 to 2331 and encodes 773 amino acids. The transcript has 7 exons. The record is from RefSeq and is a predicted model, not a curated record.
CAUGGAUUUAUGAUGCGGCGAUCCGCCAAUCCUAAAUCCAGCAGCGCGAUCGCGGGCGCGGCGAGCACAGCGCAAUCGCUCAAGGCGGAUUUCCUCAGCCGCAUCGCAAAGUGGGCGUCGGCCGCGGUUCCUCCUCUCGGCGCUCUCUGGGGCCAUCGAUUGGCAGCGUCGUGCGAGAAAACGGGCGCUUCGAUCAAGAACCAGGUCCAGUGCCAAAGGUGUGAGACGAUCAUCGCCAGCAGUGACGAGCUCUCCGCCGCCAAAAAAGCUGGUUUCCGGAUUUGCAGCUACUGCGGUCACCACAACACACUCAAGAAAUCCAAGCCGAGCUCCAACCCCGCUACCCCGGAUCAGCAAACUUCUACCGCGAAGAAGAGGAAGAGGAAAAGCUGGUCGACGCUCAAGGACGUCGCGGCCACGCAGGGACAAAAGGUGAUACGCUCCGCUGCCAAAUCCUCGCCGAGGAGCGAAAAGGUCGCCAAGAAAAAGAGCAGGAUGUCUUCUCCGAGCGUUGCUGUGACUCCGAUUCCUGCAGAGGACGAGAAGAGAAGCAAUGGAGACUCAAAUCUUGUGGAGUACAGGGUGGUGGUGACGGAUCACGAGAAUGAUGGCAAUGGUGGCGAGGCCGACUUUAAGCUCUCGGCUCUCAGGAAGGUGGUCGAGUUUGAUUCCAGUAUGUGCGAGACUCAAGAAGUUAUUGCCGAGUCCGGCCACGUGAAGGUGCUGUGCGUGGAGAACGUUGCUGCCGAGCUUGGCGAAGCUGUGAUCACGACGGUAGAGCAACAGGAAACAAAUCCAGAUGAGAAGGGAAAAGAUCGUGAAGUAGUCGAGUCCAGAGUGACGACUGCUGAGCUUGUGGAGGUGGACAUGGUUACUGAGGCGGAGAUGAGUGCUCCAAUGGAUACUGAGGCCGAGGUGAUUGCUCCAAUGGAUACUGAGGCCGAGGUGGCCGCAAAGGACGCAAGCGAGAACGAGUUACCACCUUCGAAAGAAAAGGAGUUCCUUGUUUCAGUGGAACUGGUCUCUGCCAAGAACCAAGUGGAAGUGGACUCUAUAGCACCUGUUGUGGAACCUCAGCUUGUCCCGAAUCAAAUGGAGGGCAGUGAGCUUCUUCCAAGAGAAGUCGAGAUGCCUGCCUCAACGGACGCUGUGAAGGAUUUGGAUUUGAACAGCAAACCUGAGACGCUGGACGAGCUUCCCUCGCAGACAGAACUAGCCUCACAGACUGCUGGCUCGGAACUGGUUCCAGAGAAGGAGGAGCUGCCAGCUUCAGAGCAACUUGACAACUCUUCUUUAGAGCAGAAGGACCUUGAGGUGCCAGCUGAAGAAACUGAGCUGCCACAACGGGAAGAAGAAGACGAGCUGCCAGUUUCUGAAAACGCUGAAGAGAAGUCUACGAUGGAGGAGCUUGAACCAGAGAAACCUGAAAACACGACUGCGGAGAAUCCUGGAAACUCUACUACCAUGGAAGAGGAAAUGCGUGCUUCCGUACAAGAGGAACCUGACCUUCAUACUUCGAUGGAAGCUGAAGUGCCAUCUGAGCGUGCUACUCCCAUUGAACCUGAACGGCCGGACGACAUAGCGAUGGCAGCACCUGAGACUGCAUUUGACAGCUCGCAUCGACGUGAUCCUGCCAAGAUGAAGAGACGAUUUGUGCGUCAACGUGAUCCUGCUGGUGCCUUGAAGAGCAUUGUCCGCUCGUAUUCCCACGCGAGGACCGUUCGAACGGCAUGCCAUGACGCACACUUGGGUGCUAUCAAGCGACAAUGCAAGGCUCUGCUUGCUCGUAGCAAGAAGGAGAAGGAGAAAGCUGCAUCAGAGAAGAAGCGUGCUGACGAACUCUUGUUAGCUCUCAAACUUUAUAAAUCCGCGCGGAAACCUCAACGCGGCCAUGUAGCUAAGUUGGAGGGCAGCUUGCCGGAACUGAGGAGCGAGAUGAACAAAGUUUCGGACGAGGUGAGCACGCUGUCUGGCACAGUGACGCAUCUCAUCGCGGCAGUGGAAGAACUCAGAUCGAAAAUCGCUGCUGAGAAGAAUGCGUCUCCUCACGAAGCACACGAUCGAGACGUCGAGCAGCAAGACACGGCGGCGGCAAGCUGGGAGGAAGAUGGCGUGAAACCUCCCGAGAGAUUGGAAGCUAUUGAUGCUGGGAACAAGGACGACAAAAAGAAUCCCGGAGAUGGCGACAAGAUCUCCCAGAGGCUUGGAGUUUCAGGGCUCUCGCGAAAGAUUUGCAAGAAGAACCUGAGGACCAUCUCGCCAAGCUUACGUCUCAAAGGCAACGUCACGCUCACGAAGAUUGGUAGACGAUGGAAGAUUGGCUCCCAUUGAUUGAUCCAAGCAAGAGUUUUUUUGUUGUAUAUAAUAAGCAUUAAGGUGAAGCGUUGCUAUAUUAAUCGAUGUUAGGUUAACUAA